Molecule: messenger RNA, 1380 nt
Organism: Cucumis sativus (cucumber)
Lineage: Eukaryota; Viridiplantae; Streptophyta; Magnoliopsida; Cucurbitales; Cucurbitaceae
Product: glucan endo-1,3-beta-glucosidase
Exons: 3
Coding region: 200-1294 (364 amino acids)
Biological process (GO): carbohydrate metabolic process
Cellular component (GO): plasma membrane
Molecular function (GO): hydrolase activity, hydrolyzing O-glycosyl compounds
Source: RefSeq, a predicted model, not a curated record
UUGUUAGUAGGUGAGCUGAUAUUGGUGACAUAAGAAGUCGUGCCCCCAAACACCAGUAUCAUAAAUCUCCUCCCUACUCUUGGAAAAGUCAAUAUAAUGGGUCGUUCCAUAAAAUUGAAAUUUCUACAAUGAGACUCAGUCAUGGAAUGGGGACCUCCAAGACCAAGUGAAGCAGGUAGGUUGUUCAAGGUGGGGAGUUAUGGCGAUGGCGAUGGCUAUUAAUAAUAAUAAUGAACAUGAAGAUUCCAUGGCGCUUUUUCCCUUUGGAUCUUUCAAUGGCUUCGGCAGCUUCGGUUCUGGUUGCUAUCAUCCUCGCCUCCCUUCCCCCACUGUGGCAAUUCAAGAAGUAAUUGGUGUUUGCUACGGAACCAUGGGAGACAAUUUACCAGGAGCCAAAGAAGUAGUCCAACUUUACAAAAGCUAUGGCAUCAAAAAGAUGAGAAUUUACCAUCCUGACAAACAUAUAUUAAAUGCUCUUCAAGGAUCCAACAUACAAGUUAUGGUAGGCAUCCCAAACAGUGACCUUCAAAGCCUUGUUAAUAAUACUUCUGCUACAAAUUGGGUCCAAACCAACAUUCAAGCUUAUGUACCAAACAUCAAAUUUCAAUACAUUGCUGUUGGAAAUGAAGUCCAACCAUCUGAUUCUUUUGCUGCUUUUGUUCUACCAGUCAUGAGAAACAUUUAUAGUGCAAUUGUUGAAGCCAAUCUAGAGGAUCAAAUCAAGGUCUCCACAGUAAUUUCUGCUAACUUGUUGGGGAGCUCUUUUCCUCCUUCUGUAGGCUCAUUUAGCAGAGAGGCUAAUGAAUUGAUGGAACCAAUUGUUGGCUUUCUUGUUCAGAAUGCUUCACCAUUACUUGCUAAUUUGUAUCCCUACUAUACUUACAUGUCUGGAACAUUCACUCUUGACUAUGCUCUGUUCAACGGGCCCUCGGUUGUGAAAGAUGGAAAUUUUGAUUACCACAACGUUUUCGAAGUGAUGGUUGAUGCUAUUUAUGCAGCGCUUGAAAAGUGUGGUGGUACGAAUGUGUCAAUUGUUGUAUCGGAGAGCGGUUGGCCAUCCGCUGGAGAUGGUAAUACUAAGGUUGAAAAUGGAGUAGCAGGUUCUUAUUAUAGUAAUUUGAUUAAAUUUGUUCAAGGUGGGACUCAAAGAAGGCCUGGAAGAGCCAUUGAAACAUAUUUGUUUGCUAUGUUUGAUGAAAAUUUGAGGUCACCUGCUGUGGAUAAACAUUUUGGUUUAUUCACAUAUGAUCAAAAGCUUAAGUACGUAAUUAAUCUUAACUUUUCCCUUUAUUGAUGGUUUAUUUCAUUGUGUUAGAGCUCACUUUUAGUUCUGUUAUAAUAUUGUCAAGUAAAGGAAAUUGCAAGUAUUUUAGCAAGCAA